Molecule: messenger RNA, 1119 nt
Organism: Ipomoea triloba (trilobed morning glory)
Lineage: Eukaryota; Viridiplantae; Streptophyta; Magnoliopsida; Solanales; Convolvulaceae
Product: bZIP transcription factor 27-like
Exons: 3
Coding region: 195-851 (218 amino acids)
Biological process (GO): positive regulation of DNA-templated transcription
Cellular component (GO): nucleus
Molecular function (GO): DNA-binding transcription factor activity
Source: RefSeq, a predicted model, not a curated record
GGCUGACACAUGGUUGCUCCUCCUCCGCAGUAAAUUGUCCUUACUGAGAAUCAAAACUAUUUGAGUUUGUACUCAUCACUACUCCCCUCUCUCCCUCCAUCUACUUUACUUUAACCUACCUAGCUUCUUGCUUGCUUGCUUAGCUUCUAGCUUCAAUUCUUCACAAGCAACUAACAAUGAGAUAAUAAAAUGAAAUGAGGCCGCCAUUCAAUGGUGAAUAUACAUUCUCAUCUUCAUCCUCUACUUCUUCUUCUUCCUCUCAAUCCCCCUUUUCUCCUUCCAAUAAAACCAUGGAAGAAGUUUGGAAAGACAUAAACCUCUCCUCUCUCCACCACCACUCUUCCGGCGGCGGCGGCGGCAUAAAUUUCCAGGACUUCCUGGCUCGGCCGUUUGCAAAAGACCAGCCGCCUCCCUCCGCCGCCGCCGCGCAUACUCCGGACACGGUGUUGAAUCUCAACUCCGUCGUGCCGGAUCUUCAUUUCCUGCAGCCUCCCCGGGCGGGAUCUGUGAGCGGAUUUGAGGCCUUGGCUUCCGCAUCCGCCGGUUUGAAUAUUGCGAACGGGUUAGCCGCUCGGAACUGCAGAUUCGUGAACUCCGAUGACAAUUCCGGUGACCGGAGACAUAAACGGAUGAUCAAAAACCGUGAAUCGGCUGCUCGAUCAAGAGCUAGGAAGCAGGCUUAUACAAAUCAGUUGGAGCAGGAAGUGUCCCAAUUGGUUCAAGAGAACUGUAGGCUCAAGAAACAGCUCCAACAGUUACGGAGCGUUGCAGCAGGAGGAGGAGGAGGAGUUGCUCAUAAUAAUCAAGUCAAAAAGGGGUCUCUUUGUCGCACCUCAACGGCUCCAUUUUGAGUGUUUUCUCGUAGGCCUGAAAGGAGCCAAACUUAUCCACUUUUAGAUUGCCUCUUACUUAGCUUGUUCUAUUAUUAGUAUUGACUGUAUGUGGCCAAGUUGUAGUUCUGAUCUAGUAUAAAACCUAGCCAAGCAAGCAGUGUAUGUUGUAGUACUGUUAGUUGUGAUAACUGAUCUGAUGGCUGAUAUAAGUUAGAUAAAAGCUAAGCUACUGAUGUAUGUAUGUAUGUUCAUCUUACUAUCUAAUCUAAUCUAGUAUUUCCAUUUC